UCCCCCCCACCCAUUCUCUUCCCUCCUCUUCCUCCUCCCCCCCCUUCCGAAAUGCCCCCCAAAAAACAGGCACCGGCAGCAGCGGGGGCGGGUAACAAAAAGGCAGAUCAGAAAAAGAAGGAGAAGAUCAUCGAGGACAAAACCUUUGGCUUAAAGAAUAAGAAAGGAGCAAAACAGCAAAAGUUUAUCAAGGCUGUGACCCAUCAAGUUAAGUUCGGUCAGCAAAACCCACGGCAGGCUGGUCAAGCAGAAGGUGACAAGAAACUAAAAAAAGAUGAUAAGAAGAAAGAAUUACAGGAGCUGAAUGAGCUUUUCAAACCUGUGGUUGCUGCACAGAAAAUCAGUAAAGGUGCCGAUCCAAAAUCAGUAGUAUGUGCUUUCUUCAAGCAAGGGCAGUGCACAAAAGGAGACAAGUGCAAAUUUUCUCAUGACUUGACUUUGGAGAGAAAGUGUGAAAAGAGAAGUGUUUACAUUGAUGCCAGAGAUGAAGAUCUUGAAAAGGACACAAUGGAUAACUGGGAUGAAAAGAAACUGGAGGAGGUAGUGAACAAGAAGCAUGGUGAAGCUGAAAAGAAGAAACCCAAAACCCAAAUAGUCUGCAAGUAUUUCCUCGAUGCUAUUGAAAACAAUAAAUAUGGAUGGUUUUGGGUCUGUCCUGGUGGAGGAGACAACUGUAUGUACCGCCAUGCGCUCCCUCCUGGCUUCGUACUCAAGAAGGACAAGAAAAAAGAAGAAAAGGAAGAAGAAAUUUCUUUAGAAGAUCUAAUAGAAAAAGAGCGUGCAGCCUUAGGAGCAAAUGUUACUAAAAUUACUUUAGAGUCUUUUCUGGCAUGGAAGAAAAGGAAAAGACAAGAAAAAAUUAAUAAGGCUGAGCAAGAUAUGGAAAGAAGGAAAGCAGACUUUAAGGCUGGCAAAGCACUGGUGAUCAGUGGGCGUGAAGUGUUCGAGUUCCGGCCAGAGCUGGUCGAUGCAGAUGAUGAAGAAGCAGAUGACACCCGUUAUAUUCAAGGAACGGGUGAAGAUGAGGUCGAUGAACAGGUGGAUGUAAAUGAUGUGGACUUGAACCUGUAUGUUCCAAAAGCCGUAGAUGAGACUGGAAUUACAGUAGCAAGUCUGGAACGAUUUAGCACAUAUACUUCGGCUGAAAAGGAUGAUAACAAGUUGAGUGAAGCUUCUGGAGGUGGACUGGAGAAUGGAGAACAAAGUGAUUUGGAAGCUGACAGCGACAUGGAGGGCACCCAGGAAAAUGGAGUAAUUGAUGCAGUCCCAGUUGAUGAAAAUCUUUUUACUGGCGAGGAUUUGGAAGAACUAGAAGAAGAACUAAACACACUUGAUUUAGAGGAGUGAACAAGCAGCAUCACACAUGACUUUAAAUCUACUUGACAACGUUAAUACUAUCUCCAUUCUUAUGUGGAGUACUCUUGGUUCCUCACAUGAUUCUGGAAAAAAAAACAUUAAACAGAAAUAUCUUUCCCCCCAAUUUUUUCCUGAUUCAGUCUUAACCAGCUUAAUAAACUUCCCAGAUAGUACACUGAGAAAGAACUCUCUUAAUGUACAAUGACGUAAUGAAAUCCCCGCCAAAAGUAGGAAGUCGAUCACUACUUUUCCAGGAUGUGUGAAGGGGAGUGUUGCUACCAAGUCCAGGAGGAGGUCAAGAAAUCCUUCAGUAGAACUGCAUUUGAAAUAAGUAUUUUGAGUGAUUAAGUUUGUGCUACAAUACUGUAAGUCGAAGUGAUAACUGGUUGAAAUGGCUUUGUUCUUAAAAGUGCUGGAAUUGCUUUUGAUUAUUUGACCAAACAGAUACCUAAAGUAGAGAUUCAUAAAAUCACACAAGUAUGGGCCCUGCUUCUAAAUUUUAAAGUUAAUCCACCAAGGUGUAAAUAAAGACUAUCUGGUUAAAAAAAAACACCAUGUUGGUUCUACAUUAGUGUACCGGUAUAUGCAUGUUUUGCAAAUAUGCAGUAGACCUAAACAACAGCACUUCUGCAAGUAUGAUUAAUUGCAGCUUAAAAGUGUAAUUUAUAGAUUGCCUCUGUGUGUGAAAAGGCUUAUUCUUCUGCCUGCUGAAAAAUCCCAGUAUAUGCAAAAUGUACUUGCCAUGACUUCAUCAUUCUUUCUGGUAUUCAGGCAUAUCCAUUUGUAUGUAGUGUAAAUUUUGUGAGAUUUGGGAAUUAGUAGUACUGGAAUUCUGCUUUAAGCAAUCAAAGCAGGAGAUUCCUACAUUCUUUAGACUACAGAGGCAGAUGGAUUAAAAUUUAGCUGUAAUGUUGAAAAGACAAAUACCAUAUUACAGUGGUAUUUUUAAAAAAUGUGUUAGCCCAGGUAGUUCAACAUUAAAUACAGCAACUUGCUUUGCAUUUUUUGUAGCAAAGUUUAGAAGUUUUUCUGGCAGAAUAGCUUGCAAACCAGUGAUGUGGAGAGAACUUUCAGAUAAAUGUUACAUUUCAUGUGGCACAGACCUCUGGCUUAGAAUGUGAACAUAGCCUCGUUCAUUUCAAAAGUGUUUUUGUCCCAUAUUUUAGUAAGAAUGGGAUAUGUUGCUAUAUGACACAAGUACGAAAAUCUAGAAAUUCUAGAUAGAUUUUUUUUAAAUGGAAAAUUACUUGGAAGGGAUAUUGUGAACACUGGAAACUGAAAAUACCUUGACUAAUCUGUCCAUCUGGAGAGAGGUAAUGCUUCAUCCAGUACUGGGGGGGGGGGAGUUAAAACAUAAUGCUAAAUAAGAUAAUGCUGAAUAAAGAUUUGUAGAAUUGAAUGUUAAUGGACUAGCCAUCAAAGUUCAUAGAACCUUUCCAGCCUGUGGCUGGAUUAAAAUAGAAAUACUUGGAUCAGCCUAUACCUAAGUGGGAUCUGUAGGGUUGCUUAAAUAUUUUAUGUGUACUUUAUUUUUCACCGUCUCCUUCGUUGAUCACUUUUUUUUCAUGCAGACCUCUUAUUGAGUUGAGAUUCAUUUGAAUCACAGCGUCUUGCUUAUCUGCCUUAAUUUUUCCAGAACCAAGUAGAAUUGUGGGCUUCUGUUUAUCAUACAUCCUGCUUUUUAUUUUAAAAAAGCACUUGAAUUAUUUUUUUUAGCACUGCAGUAAGCUUGUUUUCAAGGAAAAUGAAGAGUAAAUGUUGUUGAGCAUCUUGAUGUUAUUCUCUCUCUUUCAGAAGUUUGGAAAACUUUCCUCUCUAAAAUGUAGACUGAAGAUUAAACAGCAGACCCAGCCA
Messenger RNA from Lacerta agilis (Sand lizard), 3210 nucleotides. It is a transcript of the gene ZC3H15, whose product is annotated as zinc finger CCCH-type containing 15. The record is from RefSeq and is a predicted model, not a curated record. Gene Ontology annotation, cellular component: cytosol. Gene Ontology annotation, molecular function: mRNA binding; metal ion binding. Bases 52 to 1347 code for a protein of 431 amino acids. The transcript has 10 exons. NCBI's taxonomy places the organism in Eukaryota, Metazoa, Chordata, Lepidosauria, Squamata, Lacertidae. Gene Ontology annotation, biological process: cytoplasmic translation.